Molecule: messenger RNA, 501 nt
Organism: Nicotiana attenuata
Lineage: Eukaryota; Viridiplantae; Streptophyta; Magnoliopsida; Solanales; Solanaceae
Exons: 1
Coding region: 1-501 (166 amino acids)
Source: RefSeq, a predicted model, not a curated record
AUGGUUGACAAUGAGAACACGACGGAUUCCACGAAUCUGGCUCUAGAUUCGACCAGUCCGCUGUACAUGCAUCCCUCUGAGAGUGCUGGCUCUAUGCUUGUACCGGCGAUUUUUGACGGAUCAGUAUAUAGAUCGUGGAGAAGAGGAGUUCUAAGAGCUCUCUCAAUGAAGAAUAAAGUAGGAUUCAUAAACGGAAAGUGCAGAAAGCCAGAACCUCAGGAUCCUAAGUACGAUCAAUGGGAACGCUGCGACGAUAUGGUCACAUCGUGGAUCCUAAAUUCUAUUUCGAAGGAUUUGGCGGAUAGUCUACAGUAUGUUAAUGAUGCUCAGGAACUUUGGAAAGAGCUUGAAGACAGAUACGACCAGACAAAUGAGGCGAAAUUGUAUCAAUUGCAAAGGGAGAUAAAUGAAUUGAGUCAAGGAACCCUAGAUAUCACUGGGUACUAUACUAAGAUGAAGAAACUUUGGGAAGAACUGAACACACUAAAUGCACAUGCUUAG